ACGCGUCUUUGGAGACAGACAAGGUGGAGAAGAGGAGAGGACUAACUUCCAUGUUUUUAUCCCUUCUCAAAGGGGGAUCCACAGACUUAUCGGCCGGGGUUUCCAAUCUACUUUGUGUCGGCGCAGGAGUCUCAGCGGGGUUAGUUGACUCCCGGUUUCGUCUCGGUCAUCUGACAGAAGUGCCGUCCAUCCAAUGUGCGUAAAGGGGCUCUAUUUCCUCACCGUCCUGUCUGGACUCGCAGCUUCAGGCAUGCUGCAGGUCAGCGGGAUGCGUAUAUACACAUCUGGGGAUGUGGAGGCGGUCAACGGGACAGAUGUCCGUCUUAAGUGCACAUUCCAUAGUUCCUCUGACAUUAACCCCAACACCAUUGUCAUCUCCUGGAGCUUCAGACCGCUCAAACCAGGCCGAGAAGAGUCGGUUUUCCACUACCAGCAGAAACCAUAUCCUCCUUUAGAGGGCAUAUUCAGGAAGCGUGUCGCUUGGGCCGGUGACGUAAUGGGCCGUGACGCCUCCAUCAUACUUCAGCAGGUCAAGUUCAUCUACAACGGCACUUACAUCUGUCAGGUCAAAAAUCCGCCGGAUGUCCACGGCACAGUUGGAGAGAUUAGACUUCGUGUCGUCACCACAGCCUCUUUCUCCGAACUUCUCCUUCUGGCAUUGGCCAUCGGGGGUGGUAUCACCGCUGUGGUCCUCCUUCUCAUCAUCAUUCUGUCCUGCAGGCGGUGCAGGAAGAGGAGAGAGAGACAGCGGGAAGGGAACGAGGAGGCACCACGCAAAGAGAGAAAAGACCCAACUGCGUGCCACCCAUCGAGGGCCGUCCACCUCUACAUAUCAGAGACGUCCAUAGAGAUUGACAGUUCAGACGGCAUGAUCUCAGAGGCCAGCACCAAAGAUCCAAGCUCCUCAGAGGAAGAGGGCCCGAGCUCUGACGACGACGACGAUGGAGACGACUCCGACUGAGGAGGUGGGGACAGACAGGAGAGACAGAAACACAGAUGUGAAGCCAGCCAGGGAGCUCGCUGGAGGGAUGCCCAGAUGGCAGCCAUGGAUUCCACAGUUCUGCAAAGUGCAGACUAGAUGAAGAGAGUGCUGCUACGGCUGCUGCUGUGAUGAAAAUAAGCACAUUGUUCAAGAAAGAGAGAAAAAUGGAAAGAAAGUUCUGUUUAAAGUUUCAGAAUAGGAACAAAGAGACUAGGGCGAUGAAGAACAAGGCUUUGGAACGGGAUCAAAAGUAGAGUAACUAUGCUCUUGAGAGAGUCCAGAAAUCUUCGUUUGAGGGAAGAUGUGCUGGAUUUAACCUGCAGGGCUUCAGAAGAGAAAGGCUAUGCAAUCCUGAAGCUGGCUUGGCUACUGUCCUGAAGACAAAAAAAGGCCAGUUUGUGUUCAGUAACUGUUGUUUUAGACAUGGAUCUUGUGUGGAGUGUGGAGUGUCAAUAGCAAAAUCAACUGCAACGUGCAAUUGAAAGUGAUCACAAUGAGGAAGUUGUUUUCUGCCAUGAUGAGCCAUAUGAAGACCUUCACAUUUUUGAGAGCACCUACCUUUUGCAAACUAUUCCCUGGUUGACUUAAUGGACAAUAUCAUGUUGAAUCUGUAGGAUUUUUUUUCACAGGCUCUUCCCAUGCACUGUUGUUCGUAUGUACACCUACACAAAGUAAUCCAUCAGAAUUCGUAUGGUAAGGCUGCAAUCACUUUACAAAAGCACUGACAGGAGUUAAGAAGGAAGUAAGAGCAAAAGUCCACGUAUGGAGGUAGAUGGGUCAAACAAACACUGGACUUUGCCCCAAGAAACCGAUGGUCAUGUUUUUCAUGAAACCAAGUCAAAUUUAAGUUAUUUUAAGGUAUGUUAAGUAUGCAUCUUUAAGUUAAGGUUUAUCCCUACUCCCUAACCCAACCCCAUAAUGUGACAACGCUGAACUGCGAUUCUUUCCUAAAUCUCACCCACAUAAUGUUACUUUACUAAACUUAACCUAAAUAACUUUAUGUUAAGUAUGUAAAUUACAUUAAGUACUAACCCUAACCCUGAACCCUAAUCCAACCCCAUAACAUGUCAAUACCCAACUAUGACAUUUUCUUAAAUCUAACUAUCUAAAUUCAUAACGUAACUACCAACUAUACCUUGAACCAAACCACAUUACGUGACAAUGUCCUACUAAGAUUCUUUUGCUAACUGUCAUAAGAUUAUUUACACAAACUUGACCUACACAACUUUUUGUUAAGUAAUUGCAUCCUAACCCAUAACCCCACCCCAUACCAUGACAACGCACAACUAUGACAUUUUCCUGAACUUAACUUCCUUUAACCAUACCUACAUAACACCAUGUUAACUAUCAUGAUUUUUUCCCUUUAAACUAACUGUUAGAGGCUCUAAUUAAUUAAAUAUCAUACAAACUGUUCUGUGUUGAUUUUUGCAAGAUAAUAUAUGAACCCUUUGUAUGACAAUACAAUACACAUUUUAGUUUUACAGUUCAGUCUUUUUGAAUAAUGUAAGUCUUGCAUUUCAGUCAGUUUUGCACAACCAGCAUAAUACCUGCCAGUCUCAGAGCACUUGUUAAAAUAAGUUUUAUCCUCCAACUGUAGACUGAGGGGCUUGUGUCACGUCAGAUAACUUGGAUGAAAAAACAUAAAUGUGAUGUUGCUGUCAUUAAGUCUGAAGGCCAAAAACUCUUGAUCAGUCAAAUAGCACCUGUGUGAACGCACCUGCUCUGAGUGCUGUGUGAGCGCACAGUCAGAUCUGAAAACCCUUUGAUUGCGAAACAUCCUUGAGCGCCUGUUUCCUUGUGUGUCUGUGAAUGCAUCACUAACAAAUGAUUGUAACGGCUGUCUUUCUUCCUUAUAUGACAGAAUUUUAUACCUGUGAUGUAAUACUGAGCAAAAAUGUUUAUAGAUUAUUUUUU
Molecule: messenger RNA, 2896 nt
Organism: Plectropomus leopardus (leopard coralgrouper)
Lineage: Eukaryota; Metazoa; Chordata; Actinopteri; Perciformes; Serranidae
Product: myelin protein zero-like protein 2
Biological process (GO): cell-cell adhesion
Cellular component (GO): plasma membrane
Source: RefSeq, a predicted model, not a curated record